This is a messenger RNA of Exserohilum turcica Et28A, 2286 nucleotides long. RefSeq lists its product as uncharacterized. Gene Ontology annotation, molecular function: metalloexopeptidase activity. Gene Ontology annotation, biological process: proteolysis. The transcript is spliced from 5 exons. The coding region runs from base 1 to 2286 and encodes 761 amino acids. The record is from RefSeq and is a predicted model, not a curated record. Lineage: Eukaryota; Fungi; Ascomycota; Dothideomycetes; Pleosporales; Pleosporaceae.
AUGGAGGCCCAAGACCCGCGAUGCGCCGAGCUGGAACACCCAGAGCUCAUCAACUUUGUCGUCUCCGUCCUCAUCGUCAUCGGCAUGCUCGUCUCCUACUUGCCGCAGCACUACAAGAUCAUAGCCCACCGCUCUUCGCGCGGCCUCAGCCCCAUGUUUGUCCUGCUCGGCACCGUCUCGGGCACCGCCAGCAUCGCCAACAUCCUGACACUGCCUGAGAGCACCAGGGACAUGGACUGCUGCCAGCAUAUUGGCACCUUCCCGUGCACAGCAGCCAUGCUGGGCAUCGUGCAGAUCGCUGUGCAGUGGGCUUGCUUCUUCUUCAUCAUGCUGUUGUUCCUCAUCUUCUUCCCCCGAGGCCCCUCGCUCGCCGCAGAAGACGAAGACCAAGACACCAAAAUCCCAACCUGGAAAGAGGCCGUCCUCGUCCUGGCCGUGUCGAUUGCCUUCUUCGUCGUUGCGCUGUUUGGCUCCGUCUUCGUCGUAUACGCGCUUCCGUCCCAUGUCCGCGGCUGGGCCAACUUUCUCGGACUGCUCGCUACCGUGCUUGCUGCCGUGCAAUACAUACCCCAGAUCUUCAUGACUUGGAAGCUGCAAGAGACGGGCAGCCUCUCGAUUCCUAUGAUGUGCAUACAGACUCCUGGCAGUUUUGUCUUCGCCGCCAGCCUAUAUGCCCGCUUAGGUCCAGCAGGCUGGAGUACGUGGGGCCUGUUCAUCCUCUCCGGCAUAUUACAGAGCUUCCUACUUUUCAUGGGCAUUUCGUUCAUCCUGAGGGAUAGGAAGGCCCAGCAAGCCCAAACCGCAGUCGUCAAGAUGAAGUUUUCUAGCGCAAUCGUCCUCGCGGGCGCUGCCCAGACAUUUGCUGCACUGAGGCCCCGUCCCAUGGUCUCGUCAGUGGCGAUUCAGGACGAGAUCAAGACGGACAAGUUGAUGGCCAAUCUCGAGGCAUUCGACGCAAUUGCAAAAGCCAAUGGUGGCAACCGCGCAUUCGGCCUUCCCGGCUACGCAGCUUCAGUCGACUACAUGCUUGCCAAGACACAAAACACGCAUUUCAAGACAUGGACCCAGGACUUUCCAGCGCUGUUCAACCGGGUUGACUCGAUUGAGUUCAGAGUGAGCAACACUUCGUACCGCGUCGUUGGACUGUCGUAUUCUCCCUCCACGACUCCCGAAGGCCUGACGCUUCCGCUCGCCCUGGGCGCCUCAGGACCCGAAGGCUGCACGAAUGAGGCAUACAACAAUCUGGACGUAAAAGGAAAGAUUGUUCUUGUUCAGCGCGGCUCAUGCCCCGACGGCACUACCCUUGCUGGACGCAUGAAGCCUGCCGCUGCUGCCGGUGCCGCCGCCGUCAUCAUCUACGCCAGCGACAGCGCCAACGUUACCGGUGGAACGCUCUCCAACCCCAACCCUAAAGAAUACGUGUCGACAGGCUACAUUAACCUUGCCGAUGCCGAGCCCCUUGUUGCCCGUCUCCGUGCCGGCGAGACCGUGGAAGCCUACUUCCAGCAAACGCAAGUCGUUGAAGAACGCAUCACACAAAACGUCUUCACCGAGACCAAAGACGGCGACCCAGAAAACGUCAUCAUGCUCGGUGCCCAUCUCGACAGCGUCCAAGCUGGCGCCGGUAUCAACGACGACGGCUCCGGCAGCACGCUGAUUCUCGAAAUCGCAAAGGCACUGCGAAAAUUCAACGUCAAGAACAAAGUCCGCUUUGCAUGGUGGGGCGCCGAAGAAAACGGGCUCCUGGGCUCCAAGUACUACACGCAGAACCUCAAUGCCACCGAAGCAAACAACAUCCUCACAUACCUCAACUUCGACAUGGUAUCCCGCGGCUACUUUGGCGUCUUCGACGGCGACGGCAGCGUGUACAACCUGACUGGCGCGCCCGGCUCUGCCGCCAUUGAAAAGCUCUUCGUCGAGCACCUCGAAGGCAAAGGCAUCAACGUAACAGCCGCCCGCUUCACCGGCGGCAGCGACUACCAAUCCUUCAUGAACAUCGGCAAGCCCGUCGGCGGCCUACACACCGGCACAGGCGUAGCCCAGGACCCUUGCUACCACCAAGCCUGCGACACCAUCGACAAUCCCAACCCGGAAACCCUGACUAUCAACGCAAAAGCCGCAGCCCACGUCCUGUCUAUCCUAGCCACCCGCGGCGAGGAAUUCAUUCCAAAGAGCCCCGUCAACGCGAGCAUGAUUACCGCCAGGGGCAUUAUCGGUGUGGAGCCCAGAUGGACAUUGCCCGAGGAGGGCGACAUGCAUCUUGCGACGUGUGGACAUGAUGUUUAG